Silurus meridionalis is the source of this 729-nucleotide messenger RNA. Its product is annotated as peripheral-type benzodiazepine receptor-associated protein 1-like. Gene Ontology annotation, biological process: neuromuscular synaptic transmission. Lineage: Eukaryota; Metazoa; Chordata; Actinopteri; Siluriformes; Siluridae. Bases 1 to 729 code for a protein of 242 amino acids. The record is from RefSeq and is a predicted model, not a curated record. The transcript is spliced from 9 exons.
AUGGGCACUGCUGCUUCCGAAACCCAAACAAGCGACCGGAUAUUUUACAACAGCAGCAGCAACAGCAGCAGCAUCGAGAGCGACAUCCGCACAGUCGGACCGGCGCAGAGGAGGAAGCCGCCGAGCAGACAGAAUCUGAGGAAGGACGUGCUCCUGCUACACAGUGCAGAUUUUCAGGGGCAGCAGGUAAAGGCAUAUCAUCUCCUAGAGGAAAAACAACACGUCCCUCUUCUACAGCAGCACAGACUACAGGAGACAGAGAUCAGCACGAAGGGAAACGAGUUCUGCGUUCUCGAAGAGGGGGUGAAGAAAAAAAGCCAGUCAUGUCAAACCUUGGAGAGUGAGCUCCAGAAUGUUUUGCAGAGGAAAACGCAUUUAAAUGCGCACUCAUUCACCGACAUCCAGAAGACCACAGAUUGUGAGCAGGUGAAGUAUGAGUAUGAGCGCCUGUGGGAGGCUCUGUGUGCAGUGACUGUGGAGAGAGAUUGUGCUCUGUGGGAGAGGACUCAGCUCCAAGUCAAGCUGGAGAACCUAGAGCAGGUGCUGAAGCAUAUGCGCGAGGCUGCUGAGAGGCGUCAGCAGUUAGAGUUGGAACAUGAACAGGCCCUGGCCGUCCUCAGUGCCAAGCAGCAGGAGAUUGACCUACUGCAGAAGGUGAGAUCAUGCUUGAGGACAUGUCUCCACAUCUUGACAGCAGAUAUAUUUCUGACUAUCAAGAUCAAGAGUUAA